Molecule: messenger RNA, 618 nt
Organism: Penaeus monodon (black tiger shrimp)
Lineage: Eukaryota; Metazoa; Arthropoda; Malacostraca; Decapoda; Penaeidae
Source: RefSeq, a predicted model, not a curated record
ACCGCCAAAUUGGACUUUCAAGUCGCCUUUUAAAAAAACGUCUAUAUAGGCAAUAAUUCUUAAUGUUGUAGCUCGUAAGACCAACUGGUCUUCAGAGUACACUUCUAAGCAGGAUGUAACACGUGAAUGAGGUGGUGCGGAACGUUCGUGCGUCAGCUGCACGCCAUCUUUCUUCACGCGUGGGUGUGUCCCUCUGUGGCUGCGAAUGUCCCUGUUUUGAAACGUCAUGGCGGAUAAACCAGGAUCAUCGCGUGAUAUAGCAAUGCCACAAAACUUCUAUCCCAAGACUGCAAGGGCCAGCCGUAUUGAGAGAAAGCUUGUUUCUCAACAGUAUGACAGUGACGCAGAUGGGCUGGAUCUCUCUGAUGAUGAUGACGUCCAGGAUCCAACAUACAGACCACAGCUCAUUUCUGAUGAUGAUGACGAUCAACUCUCUGAUCAAGACGAAACUAUUAUAUUGCAUAUUGAAGAUGUAGACGUGAUUGAUAAACAAGAAUCGCAAGGACCAAAGAGAAAAAAACGGAAAUCUAAUUACAUCUGGAAUGCUGUAGCAAGAAACCAACUCUCAAAAGAUAGUCCUACAUUUUUGGAGGCUACUAUCGAUGAAGAUGAUGAAAU